Lodderomyces parapsilosis is the source of this 357-nucleotide messenger RNA. Its product is annotated as mRNA splicing protein. Gene Ontology annotation, cellular component: U2 snRNP; SMN-Sm protein complex; spliceosomal tri-snRNP complex. NCBI's taxonomy places the organism in Eukaryota, Fungi, Ascomycota, Pichiomycetes, Serinales, Debaryomycetaceae. The record is from RefSeq and is a predicted model, not a curated record. The transcript has a single exon. Bases 1 to 357 code for a protein of 118 amino acids. Gene Ontology annotation, biological process: RNA processing; spliceosomal snRNP assembly. Gene Ontology annotation, molecular function: RNA binding.
AUGAAAUUGGUACGAUUUUUAAUGAACAUACCCAACUCAACAAACCAACCGGUUACAGUUGAAUUGAAAAAUGGAAAUAUCAUUAAUGGGACGCUAUUGUCGUGUACACCACUGAUGAAUCUCAAUUUAAAAAACGUUAAACUACAACAGAAAUAUCAGGAUCCAAUUUUGUUACAAUAUAUCAACGUUAGAGGCAACCAAAUAAGACAGAUUUUACUACCCGAAGAUUUAAACAUUGAUAGUGUUUUGGAGAAAUCUCAAACAAGGAUUAAAGGUCAAGGGGCCGGUCCAAGUGCUAAACCUGUAAAACGAGGAGGAUUACGUGGUAGAGGAAGGGGCAGAGGAAGUGGUCGUUGA